GUUAUUACACCCAUACUGAUAUGUCGGCUAAAGCUGUCAGCGAACUCUCAGGAAAAGAGGUUUUGUACAAAUAUUUCGAGUCGACCGGAAUUGUCAGUGCCCCACAUGCUUUUCACGUGAAGGCCGGAGAUAAGUUUUCUGACGUCGCCGCCAAGUACGAAUGGCUUGCACAAGACAACAAGGGUGUUAUCAAGCCGGAUCAGCUUAUCAAGCGUCGUGGAAAGCUCGGUCUUGUUAAGAUUGGGUCUCCUAAAGAGCUGGAAGCUUGGUUCGGCAAGACGGCAAACAGUUAUGUGAAAGUUGGCCAAACGGAGGGAAGAUUGCACACGUUUAUUGUUGAGCCGUUUUGUGCUCAUACUGAAAAUGAAGAAAUGUACAUCGCGAUCUACAGCGAACGCUGUCGCGAUGUUAUUAUGUUCUAUGAGCAGGGAGGAGUUGAUAUUGGAGACGUCGAGGAAAAGGCCAGAUCAGUCCAUGUUCCAGUUCAACUUGAUGACAAUGCUAUGUCAAUUUCGGAGAGAGAACUAGGCGUGCUUCUCGGGCCAUGUAGUGAUAAGGAUGAUAUCCGAAAGUUCGUUCGCAGCUUAUACGAAGCCUACAAAGCUCUUCACUUCACAUACUUGGAGAUCAAUCCGUUUGUUCUCACCAAUGGCAAGAUUCAUAUUUUGGACUUGGCUGCAAAGCUUGACGAGACUGCCAGUUUUCUGUGCUCGGAUAAAUGGAGCGGUCGGAAUGCUUCUGCACGAAUCGCUCCGACUCUGGAGUUCCCGGCACCAUUUGGACGUGAUUUGACUUCGGAGGAGCAAUACAUUUCUGAUAUGGAUGCGAAGACUGGAGCAUCUUUGAAGCUGACUAUUCUUAACAGAAAGGGACGCGUAUGGACCAUGGUGGCUGGUGGAGGAGCAUCAGUUGUGUUUACCGAUACUGUUUGUGAUCUUGGAGGAUCAUCUGAACUUGCUAACUACGGAGAAUAUUCUGGAGAUCCAUCGGAAGCUCAAACUUACGAGUACGCCAAGACUAUUUUAUCCGUCAUGACAGAAGGUGCUCCACGUCCUGAUGGUAAGGUUCUCAUCAUUGGUGGAUCCAUUGCUAACUUCACAAAUGUCGCAAAAACAUUCGGAGGAAUCGUUCGUGCGUUCGAAACUUUCAUUGAUAAGCUCAAGGAACAUAAUGUUUCCAUCUACGUUCGACGUGGUGGUCCGAACUACCAAGAAGGACUGCGACGUGUCAAGGAUGCUGCCACAAAACUAGAAAUUCCGAUUUAUGUAUUUGGACCGGAAACUCAUAUGACUGCAAUUGUCGGAGCUGCGCUCGGAUUGAAGCCAAUGCCAACAGUCCCGACGGCUCCUCAAACCACCGGACAAUUUUUGUUGAGCCCAGAAAGAAACACUGCAGGCACGGAACGUCCUCCAGCAUCUCCAGCUCCGAACACUUCCACAAUCGAACAUCCUCUCGCCAAGAGGCACCCUCUUCAUCAAAGCUUGUUCGAGAACGACACAAAGGCUAUCAUUUGGGGACAACAACACAAAGCUAUUCAAGGAAUGCUUGAUUUCGAUUUUGUUUGCAGAAGACACUCCCCAUCAGUCGUCGCUUCAACCUAUCCGUUCACUGGAGACAACAAGCAAAAGUAUUAUUUCGGACAGAAAGAAAUCCUUAUUCCUGCUUACAAAUCUAUGGCAAAAGCUUUCGCGAGUCAUCCAGAUGCCACUGUCAUGGUCACGUUCGCGUCGAUGCGUUCAGUUUUUGAAACUGUUCUGGAGGCUCUUCAAUUUACACAAAUCAAGGUUAUCGCAAUUAUUGCCGAAGGAGUUCCAGAAAAUCAAACAAGAAAAUUGCUUAAAAUUGCUGAAGAUAAGGGUGUUACCUUAAUUGGUCCUGCUACUGUUGGAGGAAUCAAGCCAGGAUGUUUCAAGAUCGGAAAUACCGGAGGAAUGAUGGAUAAUAUUCUUGCUUCGAAACUUUAUCGUCCUGGAAGUGUCGCUUACGUGUCCCGCUCAGGAGGAAUGUCGAACGAGCUCAACAACAUUAUUUCACAGAAUACCAACGGAGUUUACGAAGGAAUUGCUAUCGGAGGGGAUCGCUAUCCAGGAAGUACGUACACCGACCACGUUAUGAGAUAUCAACACGAUGAUCGUGUUAAGAUGAUUGUCCUCCUUGGAGAAGUUGGAGGUAUAGAAGAAUAUCGUAUUGUCGAGCUAUUGAAAGAAAAGAAAAUCACGAAGCCUCUCAUUGCUUGGUGCAUUGGAACAUGUGCAGAUCACAUUACUUCAGAAGUUCAGUUCGGUCAUGCUGGAGCUUCUGCAAAUGGACAAGGAGAAACUGCUGCAUGCAAAAAUACAGCUCUUCGUACUGCUGGUGCUUUGGUUCCAGAUUCGUUUGACGACCUCGGAAACAAGAUUCGUCAGACUUAUGAAGAAUUGCUUCGACUUGAAAUCAUCGUUCCACAGCCGGAAGUUCCACCACCUGCAGUUCCAAUGGACUAUGCCUGGGCUCGGGAACUCGGGCUUAUUCGCAAACCAGCUUCCUUCAUGACCUCUAUUUGUGACGAACGCGGAGAAGAAUUGAACUAUGCUGGCGUCCCAAUCACCAAAGUCCUCGAGUCGGAUAUGGGAAUCGGUGGAGUUCUAGGCUUGCUGUGGUUCCAGAAACGUCUCCCUCCACAUGCCAACAAGUUCAUAGAGAUCUGUUUGAUGCUCACUGCUGAUCACGGACCAGCAGUUUCUGGUGCUCAUAAUACUAUCGUCUGUGCUCGCGCUGGAAAGGACUUGAUAUCUUCUCUCACAUCUGGACUCCUCACCAUCGGUGACCGAUUCGGAGGUGCUCUCGAUGGAGCUGCUCGUCAAUUCUCUGAGGCUUUCGAUCAAGGGUGGUCUCCAAAUCAGUUUGUCGGAGAAAUGCGCAAACGUGGAACUCAUAUUAUGGGUAUCGGCCAUCGUGUCAAGAGCAUCAAUAACCCUGAUAAGCGUGUCGAGAUUCUCAAGAGAUUUGCUUUGAACAAAAAGGAGUUUGCUCAAGAAACACCACUUCUCGAUUAUGCUCUGGAAGUUGAGAAGAUCACCACUGCCAAGAAGCCAAACCUCAUUCUAAAUGUUGAUGGAGCUAUUGCCAUCAUCUUCGUCGACAUCUUGCGCAACAGUGGGAUGUUCACAACAGCUGAAGCUCAAGAAGUUAUCGAGAUAGGUGCUCUGAAUGGAAUGUUUGUGCUCGGUCGCUCCAUCGGAUUCAUCGGACAUUAUUUGGACCAAUCACGACUCAAACAAGGACUCUACCGUCAUCCUUGGGAUGACAUUUCAUACAUCAUGCCAGAGAGAAACUUGUGAAUUUGAUUAUCACUUCCCCCACUUCACCCUAUUCACUUACCUUUUUAAUGCAUCCCAAAAUUGCCAAAAGUAGGAAUAAACUGUACAUUGA
Caenorhabditis elegans is the source of this 3411-nucleotide messenger RNA. RefSeq names its product ATP-citrate synthase (gene acly-2). Gene Ontology annotation, cellular component: cytosol. Lineage: Eukaryota; Metazoa; Nematoda; Chromadorea; Rhabditida; Rhabditidae. Gene Ontology annotation, molecular function: catalytic activity; acyltransferase activity, acyl groups converted into alkyl on transfer; ATP citrate synthase activity. Gene Ontology annotation, biological process: citrate metabolic process; acetyl-CoA biosynthetic process; fatty acid biosynthetic process. The record is from RefSeq and is marked reviewed.